CCCAAAACGACCCCUCCAAAAUUUUGAGCGCCCCGCGCUCGGCGCCGAGGGGUGCAAUCGGGCCACCGAGCCAACCCCGUCGCUCCAUCAGCGCCUCACUGUCCUGCCUGCCCUCGCCGAAACCAACCAACACCUUCAAGUCUCCCCAGACCCAUCCAAGAACAAACAGUCCAACAAUACCUCCAGGAUAAAAAAGGGGAAGUGAAAAAAGGAAAGAAAAAAAAUGACGACCUCGACCUCCCCCCUCUCAACAAUCGCCUCCCUCCGGCAGACCCUCACGAGCGAGUCGACGCCGCUGCCGGUGCGCUUCCGCGCGCUCUUCUCGCUCAAGCACCUGGCGCGGCAGCACGCGCCGGCGUCGGCGGAGGCGCGCGCGGCCGUCGACGCCAUCGCCGCCGGCUUCGCCUCGCCGUCGGCGCUGCUCAAGCACGAGCUGGCCUACUGCCUGGGCCAGACGGGCAACGCGGCCGCGGCCGCGGCGCACCUGACCGCCGUGCUCGAGGACGUGGGCGAGGACGCCAUGUGCCGGCACGAGGCGGCCGAGGCGCUCGGGGCGCUGGGCGACCCGGCGAGCCUGCCCGUGCUGAGGCGGUUUCGGGAGCGGGAGGGGGAGGAGGUGGUGGUGCGGGAGACGUGCGAGAUCGCGAUCGAUCGGAUUGAGUGGGCGAACGGGGAGGGGAGGAAAGCAGAGAGGUUGAAGCAGAGCGACUUCGCCUCGGUCGAUCCCGCCCCGCCGAUGCCCCAGGGCCAGGAACCGCAGACAGUCGAGGAGCUAGGGAAGGUCCUGAUGGAUACGAGCCUGCCGCUUUUUAAGAGAUACCGGGCCAUGUUCGCGCUGCGCGACUUGGCAUCGCCGCCCGAUCUUCCUACCGCCGUGCCUGCCAUCCACGCCCUGGCCAAAGGUUUCGCCGACUCCUCCGCCCUCUUCCGCCACGAGAUCGCAUUCGUCUUCGGCCAACUAGCCCAUCCUGCGUCCAUCCCCGCUCUCACUGCGGCCUUGAGCAACACCGAGGAGGCGAGCAUGGUCCGGCACGAAGCUGCCGAGGCACUUGGCAGUCUCGGAGACGAGGAGGGCGUCGAGGAAACUCUGAGGAAGUUCCUGCAUGACAAGGAAGCGGUCGUCCGCGAGAGUGUCAUUGUGGCCCUGGAUAUGGCCGAGUACGAGAAGAGCAACCAGGCCGAGUAUGCGCUAAUUCCCGAGGUUGCGGGAACUGCUUAGGUUGAGUUGGGAUUCUCUGGCGUUGUGGUCUUUCAGAAGGGUAUUAGAUCGUCCUGACGGCACCGGGACGCUGCAAUAGAUCGAUGGGUUGGUCGGCUUCGGGAAUUUUCGUUUUCUUUGUCUCUUUUCAGCCCGGGGGAAUGGAUCUUAGUUGUUCAUCGUCCAUCUGCAGUUUUAAAGUCAGCAAACUUUCAAACACUCAAAAUCCC
Messenger RNA from Thermothielavioides terrestris NRRL 8126, 1428 nucleotides. RefSeq lists its product as uncharacterized. Gene Ontology annotation, molecular function: deoxyhypusine monooxygenase activity. NCBI's taxonomy places the organism in Eukaryota, Fungi, Ascomycota, Sordariomycetes, Sordariales, Chaetomiaceae. The record is from RefSeq and is a predicted model, not a curated record. The coding region runs from base 224 to 1219 and encodes 331 amino acids. The transcript is spliced from 2 exons. Gene Ontology annotation, biological process: peptidyl-hypusine biosynthetic process.